This is a messenger RNA of Histoplasma capsulatum G186AR, 1935 nucleotides long. RefSeq lists its product as uncharacterized. NCBI's taxonomy places the organism in Eukaryota, Fungi, Ascomycota, Eurotiomycetes, Onygenales, Ajellomycetaceae. The transcript is spliced from 2 exons. The record is from RefSeq and is a predicted model, not a curated record. Bases 1 to 1935 code for a protein of 644 amino acids.
AUGGCCUCCUACUACGAGAACCACCCAUACAACACCCAGCACAGACGAGCUCAAACCGCUGAUUAUUACGAGCCGUCCUACACAACCUCCCGCCCCUCUAACAGUCGUUGGGGAGGCCCUACCGAUCUAGUCCGCCCUGACGAGCCCGAGGACUCCCACGUCGAAGAGAUUCAGCGAGAUUUUCCUCCAGGAUCGUACACUGGUAGCCAUCGUACAGACCAUGGCAGAUCAGGCGGCGGUGCCAUCUACGCCAAGCGGAGAACAGCGCAUGACCCUAGUGUGAGGCGUACGCAUUCUGCUGGUGGUCGUGGUCGGGAUCGUCAUGGGGACCACUAUGCUCCAGAUAAAGGUUACCAACGCUCUCGUACACAUGGUUAUGGAAAUCGACGCGAUCAUGAUCGUUACCGUAGUUCCCGACGAUCGAAUUCUCGUUCAUCCACUUCUAGAACGCCGUCUCCAAGACCUAGGCGACGGAAGUCUCUCAGCGAACAAGCCUUGGCUGCUUUUGGCUUGGGAGGGGUUUCCGAGUCGCACUCGUCAAGGCGUCGCGACGACAGCCGCAACUAUGGCUCUAAUCGCGGUUACUAUGACCCUGACUACGAUCCUUCUCGAAGUCGUCGUCGUCGUCGCCAGCGACACUCGUCCCGUUCCCGCUCCCGUUCCCGCUCCCGCAACCGUGACGAUAAGCAAACGGAGCUCGCUCGGACUCUCAGGGCUGCAUUGACAGCCGGCGCAGCGGAGGCUUUCCGCGCCCGUAAGGAGCCUGGAAGCUGGACAGGCGAGAAAGGAAAGCGAGUAUUGACCGCAGCUAUCGGUGCAGGUGGAGCCAACAAACUUAUUGACGGCCACUCAGAUAAACACAGUAAACGCCAUCUCAUCGAGACCACGCUGGCAGGGCUGGCUACCAACCGGGUGGUCAAUGGGCCUCGUUCCCGCUCUCGAUCUCGUGGGCGGGCACGGUCAGAAGGCCGCGGGGCAAAAGAGCUCGCUUCUGCCGGACUCCUGGCAGCUGUCGGGAAAUCUGCAUAUGAUCAUUUUGUUUCAAAGCCCCGAACUCGCGAGCGACGCUCUGCAAAUGAUUCCGAUGAUGACAGCAGCCCGGACCGAUCACGUCGUAGCCGGGGGAGCAAGAAGAGAAGCCAGAGCGUUUCGGAGUAUCUGAGCAAAGGCCUUGCUGCAUUGGGACUGGAAGAAGGAAAGCAGUCUUCCAGCCACAGUAACAGACGUCGUGAAAGACAACGAUAUAACGACGACAGCGACUCAGACAUUGGGAGCUCAGAUAAAAACCGGUCGCGGCGUCGGCGAAGUCAUUCCCGCGACAGCAAUUCCAGAGAUGUAGGUUCCCACUCCGUUUCUUCCUCCUUUUCCUCUUUACGGGACAGGGGUGCCGUGAUUCCUCUCUCUGUUAACAAUGGCAAUGACACUGAUUCUGAAUCCUCCUGCCUCAGCACCGACGAGGAAAAACGCACUCAUAGGAAACUACGACGCCGUGAGAUCGCCACCACCGGGCUCCCAACACUAGCCGCCGUUCAUGCCGGCUAUACUGUCGUCAAGAGUCUCAAGCGCGAGGAACGCAAAGCCCAGCUCCGCCAAGGCGAGAUCAUUUCCGACAAGGCACGCAGGCAGCGCACUAAGAAUAACCUGAAAGACGUGGCGAGCGUCGCCGUAGCAGCGAUUGGGAUCAAGAGUACCGUUGACGAGCGGAGGGAUGCUGCUCAUCACCGCGCGAAAUGUAAUUCGUUCAAGGCCAGGUGUGGGAAAGAGAGGAAGGAAAGGCGUUCGACGAAAGAGCGCGAGGCGAGGAGUUUGAGUGCGGAUGAUCGUGACCAUCGCCUUAGCCAAAAUAAUAAUAAUAAUAACUCACCGUCGCUGGUGAGUGUGAAGGAUGCGCCCAGGUAUAUUCAUGAUGGGAGGGGGAAUUUGUUGCGAUAUUAG